AUGGUGUCCCUUACACCAGCGUUCAGCUCUAAUGCUGGGCUCGCGCCAAACUCGUACAUCUACAAGAUCCUUUCUACAGCAGCACGGCAAGACCCGCUCACGUACUCGCAAACCGAUCAGCUAGCAAUCAUAUCCUCGGACGACUCACUACGGUUCCUAGAUCCCACAACGCUCAGUAUACUGCCCGACGGCCUAGUGAAGAACGUGAACCAAAAAGUCACAUGUCUCGAACGAGCGAACGAUCUGCCAAGCAACAUAGUAGCGACGGCUGGAAGAGAUGGACUCGUCAGAUUCUGGGACAAGAGGAGCAAACAGAAAGUUCUGGAGAUUGAGAGCCCGCACAAACUCAUCUCAUCACUCGUCUGCGACGCUGAGAGGAACUUCAUUGCAGCGGGAAUCGAAAACCCAGAUGACGGGGCCGGCGUCUCGCCCGUCUACAUCUGGGACCAGCGCAACCCCUCAAUCCCCACGCUUUCCCUUAUAGAAUCCCAUACCGAUACCAUAACCUCCCUCGCCUUGCAUCCAACACUCCCCAAUCUUCUCCUCUCCUCCAGCACAGACGGCCUCGUCAACAUCUUCGACAUAACACAGCCUGAGGAAGAAGACGCCCUGUACCAAGUCAUCAACCACGGCUCCGCUAUCGCUCACGCAGGCUUCAUGUAUCCGAGUACCGACAUCUUUGCUCUAGGCACAGACGAGACGAUGAGUUUCUAUGCGCUGCAAAGCCAGAAGGAAGAGGAAGAAGAGCCCACGCCGAAAACGUUUGGUGAUGUAAGGGAGGCCUUGGGAUGCGAGUAUCUCGCCAAGAUGCAUUGGAUAGGCAGCGAGGCGUUUGUAGCAACAGGAAAGCACAGCGAGAGUCGUUUGGAUCUUGUUCCCGUCCGCAAGAAUUCCAGCGCACCUCUAGACUACCAGUACAACUUGGAUCAAAGCACUCGCUUCCCUGGCGCUCAUGGCGAGGAAAUUGUACGCGAUCUGUAUACAGAUGUCCAUACCCAGAUAACAUACACAUGCGGAGAAGACGGCCACAUCCGCGCCUGGAAAUCUUCCGACACCGAUAGCAUGGACAUCGAUGCAUCGGCCGAGUCCUCGAAGAAAAGCAAGGACCGCAAGGAGAAGCGAAAAGACAAAAAAGAGAAGCGCAAAGGAGACGAGAAGAAAAUCAGAUACAACCCCUACUAG
Molecule: messenger RNA, 1182 nt
Organism: Dothidotthia symphoricarpi CBS 119687
Lineage: Eukaryota; Fungi; Ascomycota; Dothideomycetes; Pleosporales; Dothidotthiaceae
Product: WD40 repeat-like protein
Exons: 5
Coding region: 1-1182 (393 amino acids)
Molecular function (GO): protein binding
Source: RefSeq, a predicted model, not a curated record